Apis laboriosa (Himalayan honeybee) is the source of this 516-nucleotide messenger RNA. RefSeq names its product histone H4. Gene Ontology annotation, biological process: nucleosome assembly. NCBI's taxonomy places the organism in Eukaryota, Metazoa, Arthropoda, Insecta, Hymenoptera, Apidae. Gene Ontology annotation, cellular component: nucleosome. Gene Ontology annotation, molecular function: DNA binding; structural constituent of chromatin; protein heterodimerization activity. Bases 11 to 322 code for a protein of 103 amino acids. The record is from RefSeq and is a predicted model, not a curated record. The transcript has a single exon.
UUUAUUUAUAAUGACUGGACGUGGAAAAGGCGGAAAAGGAUUGGGAAAAGGAGGUGCAAAAAGACAUCGAAAAGUACUUCGAGAUAAUAUUCAAGGAAUUACCAAACCUGCUAUUCGACGAUUAGCAAGAAGAGGUGGUGUUAAGAGAAUCAGUGGUUUAAUUUACGAAGAAACACGUGGAGUACUAAAAGUAUUUCUCGAAAAUGUUAUUCGAGAUGCAGUUACAUAUACUGAACAUGCUAAAAGGAAAACUGUAACAGCAAUGGAUGUAGUUUAUGCAUUAAAACGCCAAGGCAGAACAUUAUAUGGUUUCGGCGGAUAAGUUAUUAAGAUUGAACAUCAAUUUUUUUUUAAAAAUUACAACCGGCCCUUUUUAGGGCCACCAUAUUUUUUGAACGUAUGAUAACUCUUCAUUUAUACAAUGGAACUAUUUAUUAUGAACUAUGUUAUAUUAUUUAUAUUUAUAUGUUAUAUUUUAUUUAUAUUUAUUAUGUUAUAUUAAAAUAAAUAUUUUAA